Messenger RNA from Plectropomus leopardus (leopard coralgrouper), 3085 nucleotides. RefSeq names its product vasohibin 1 (gene vash1). Gene Ontology annotation, biological process: regulation of angiogenesis. The record is from RefSeq and is a predicted model, not a curated record. Lineage: Eukaryota; Metazoa; Chordata; Actinopteri; Perciformes; Serranidae. Gene Ontology annotation, cellular component: cytoplasm.
AGUCUGAACCGGGAGCAUCUGCUGCUGCUGCAGGAACAAUGAACCGGCUCAGUAAGAACGGGAUGAUUCGGUGAGACGGAGAUGAAGCGGACGUUUGGGGAGUGUCGAGGUGAUGGGAUUGUACAACAGCACUGAUUUCUGCCGGAUAUCUGUGGUGUGAAUGACCUCUAACGGUGCAGGGAAUUAGUCAUUUCUAAUACUUUGUUGUCUGCAGAGUCAAUCCUCUUAACGUGCCGUGAUAACGUUACAUUGGCGGGCUUGCUUGUUGAGGGACUUUAAAAUGGGAUACACGUCUAAAAGCUAAAUUACCAUAGUGUCUUAAUUUAUUUAUUUACAUGAAUGUGUGAUUGUUGAAUGGCCUACAGUCUUCUAGGUCUGACCAAAGAGCUGCAAAGUCAUUCUUUAUCCCAAAAAGGAUUUUCUUUUUAUACUUCCCUGGUGAAAUCAUUGAUGCUCCAACCACAGGGGUGAGUUUCAUUACAGCAGAUCACCUUUAAGACUCCACUGCAUUGACAUUUUAUUGAGUUAUUUGUGGUUCAAGCUGCUUGAUGUCAUGAGUCGGCCAUCUGUUGUGGGAACAUACUUAAACCUGCAAGCAGAUUAACCAGUGAAAGGCCCAAGGCAUCAGUCUAGACAUUUUUUGUGCCUGGACUUUCUGUUGGAGGAGGGAUGCUGAGGGCCACCGUGGACUCAGUAGAGCAGAGAGAUGAGGAGCAGGAGGAUGAAGGGGAGGAAGAGUUGAGGGAUGGAGGGGUACCUUUCUAUGUGAACAGAGGAGGCCUCCCGGUGGAUGAGGAGACUUGGGAGAGGAUGUGGCGCCAUGUGGCUCGAAUACAUCCCACCGGUGAAACUUUGGGGAAGGAGAUCCGGGGUGUCACUGACCUGCCCAAGAUUCCAAUACCGAGUGUGCCUACAUACCAGCCAACCACCACUGUCCCACAGCGCCUGGAAGCCAUACAGAAAUACAUCAGGGAAUUGCAGUACAAUCACACGGGAACACAGUUUUUUGAAAUUAAGAAGAGCCGGCCUCUUACUGCGUUGAUGGACAUUGCUAAAGAGAUGACGAGGGAGGCUCUGCCAAUCAAAUGCCUGGAGGCGGUGAUCCUGGGGAUUUACCUCACCAACAGCAUGCCAGGUGUGGAGCGCUUCCCCCUCAGCUUUCAGUCUCAGUUCUCAGGGAACCACUUCCAUCACAUUGUGCUGGGAGUCCACAGCGGGGGACGCUUUGGUGCGCUGGGCAUCAGCCGGAGGGAGGACCUCAUGUUCAAGCCCCUGGAGUUCCGGACACUGAUGGACUUGGUGCAAGAAUACGAAGGAGCCUACAGGGGCUACUGGCACACCCUGCGCAAGGUCAGGAUUGGCCAGUAUGUGUCCCACGACCCUCACAGCGUGGAGCAGAUAGAAUGGAAACACUCGAUAAUAGACGUAGACAAGCUAACCAAGGAGGAGCUACGGAAGGAGCUGGAGAGACACACUCGAGACAUGAGGCUCAAGAUAGGAAAGCCUGCACCACCUUCUCCCACCAAAGACAGGAGAAACAGCAUGGGUUCACCCCUCAGAGGACCGGGCAGCCCCAUACGCAGGAUCAGCCGUGUUGAGAGACGUCCCUCCGGAGAGAAGAAGGUUUUGGAUCAAAAAUCGACUGCAGACAUGAAUGGAUACCAGAUUCGAGUCUGAUAAAAAGUUUUUUAGCUUUCUAAGCUUGUAAAGUCACAAGGUACCACACACUUGUUUCACUCUAAGGCUCAAUUCUUUGUACACUUCGGCCUAUUCACAGGACACAAUGCUGAAUAGGUCACCAGCAACUUUUCCUGUCAAAACAAACGCCUCAUUCAGCUUCAAUUCAUCUAUGUUGUCCGAGGCUUUUUUCUGGAGCAGUUACUGUGUAUAGUAAUUGGUGCUGGCAAUGUUCCCAAAUUAUAUAAAGAAGGGGAUAAAAGUGCGGUACUUUGUAAACAUUUUUAAAUAACUGCAGAAUUUGGUGAACACAAGGAGAAAUAUGAUUCCUCCCUGGUACUGGGCGAGACCUCCACUCAGUGUAAAUGUGCUACUGGACAUAUCAUAUGUUUCUGUGGUGUUAUUAGGUUCAACAAAAGCUCUUAAGGCUCGUCUGCAAUCUGUAUCGUCGUACUGUAAGUGUGCAAAUACAUGUAAUGUAAUUGUAAAUCCACUUAGGCUCUGCUGGGCAGCAACUGCUUGUGUAGUGACUAGUUUGCAAACCACGACCCUCGUGCCUUGUAUGAAAACUCAAAGAGACGACUUUUUUUAUAUCCAGCCCAUCAUUCUUGUCGUCUAACUAAACACAAAGCAGUGUAAUCUCUGCUCUUCCAAAACACUGAAGGCAAACUUGCUUGGCUGUGUGACAGUUUUUUGACAUCUAAUAUCCAGAUGCUAGCACAUUUAGCAUGCUAUUUACCUUAUUGGGGACUGAGUAUGGGAUUGCAUACAUGAUAUACAAAAGUAUAUUUAAGUGUGAACGCAUCUGUGGAGUGACCAUAUGAAAAACAGAUUAGAUUCAGCAGCCAGAAUAACUUUAGGUUACAAAGGCAACCCCGGUUCUCUUUCAUUCACUUGCUAUCUCAUUAUGGGCUAUGCCCCUAUGUGUAGUCCUCAGUGAGAUACCUCGCUCAUGGUACCAGAGAACCAGGUUUAUCUUUGUAACCUCAAAUCAUACUGGCUACUUAAUCUAAAACUAGACAAUUGUCAGGGUGACUAACAGCAACGCAGCUGACUGACCUUUUCUGCAUUUAAUGUGGAUGUAAAGUACCGACAAGUCAGUUUAAAUGUACUGUAUCACUGCUUUAUAUAUACAUUGUUUCUAACUUUUAUUUGUAGCAACUUUAUCCAAUGUUUAACUUGCCUUAAGUGGUGCAACUUCCACUUGAGUUAAGGUGUAAAGAAGACGUUUGUUUACAGCACUUUUAUCUGCAUUUUGUAUUUUAUUUUUUAUUGGAAAUUCUGUCAUUUUAUACUUACUUCAGUGUUGGUGAUCACCAGUAGACCAAUUUGCCACACUGUUUUGAAUAUGUUGCCACAGCCAACAUUUUUACAUGUACAGUAGAUGUUGUCCAUUUUCAUUUCAGUG